This is a messenger RNA of Hibiscus syriacus, 2489 nucleotides long. RefSeq names its product leucine-rich repeat extensin-like protein 4. The record is from RefSeq and is a predicted model, not a curated record. The transcript has 2 exons. Bases 174 to 2171 code for a protein of 665 amino acids. NCBI's taxonomy places the organism in Eukaryota, Viridiplantae, Streptophyta, Magnoliopsida, Malvales, Malvaceae. Gene Ontology annotation, molecular function: protein binding.
AGGGGAAAAGAAAACCUUCUUCACCAUAGCUACUUUCUCUCAGGUCUCUCUCAUCAAACCCCAAAAUAUCUUCUUCUUCUUUUCUUCCAGAUCUCAAACAGAAAAAAGAAACCCAUAAACAAAAGCUGAAAAUUUUCUGGGAAAAUCCCAUUUUCAAAUGUCUCAAAUCUGAGAUGAAGAAGAAAGCUGACAUCAAGCUCCAUGCUUCACCUCUUUCACUCUUCUGCUGUUUCUUCUCACUCUUCAGCUUCUCUUCAUGUGAACAGCUUCCAUUUUCCAGCCAUGGCGGCCUUACAGAACAAGAAGUUUACACCAAGCAACGCCGGCUUCUCUACUACGGAGACGACUUCGGCGACAGAGGGGAAGAAGCCGUCACCGUCGACCCAUCGCUCGUUUUCGAAAACCCCAGGCUUAGAAAUGCUUACAUUGCUUUACAAGCUUGGAAGCAAGCUAUUAUUUCCGACCCCUAUAAUCUCACCGGUAAUUGGGUCGGAUCCAAUGUAUGCAACUACACCGGCGUUUACUGUGCUCCGGCGCCUGAUAACGCCACGAUCAGAGCCGUCGCCGGCAUUGACUUGAACCAUGGGGAUAUCGCUGGGUACUUGCCAGAAGAGCUUGGGUUGCUUACUGAUCUUGCAUUAUUUCAUAUUAACUCGAACCGGUUCUGCGGUACUAUUCCUCGGAAGUUCAGUAAAUUGAGGAUAUUGUUCGAGCUGGAUCUUAGCAACAACCGGUUCGCCGGGAAGUUCCCUGCGGUGGUUCUUCGGUUGCCGGCGCUCAAGUUCUUGGAUCUGCGGUUCAAUGAGUUUGAAGGAAGUGUACCCAGAGAGAUUUUUGACAAAGAUUUGGAUGCCAUUUUUAUAAACCACAACCGUUUCAGAUUUAACUUACCGAACAACUUCGGGAACUCGCCGGUUUCCGUCAUCGUCUUGGCCAACAACAAGUUCCACGGUUGCCUGCCGGCGAGUAUCGGCAACAUGAGUGGCCUUGAAGAAAUUAUUUUGAUGAACAAUGGGUUGAGAUCUUGUUUGCCCAGAGAAAUCGGUAGGCUUAAAAAUAUGACUGUGUUUGAUGCUAGUUUUAAUGAGUUGAUGGGGCCUUUGCCGGAGGAAAUUGGGGGAAUGGUGAGCCUGGAGCAGCUCAAUGUGGGGCAUAAUAUGUUGUCCGGUAAGAUUCCGGCAAGUAUUUGUCGGUUGCCGAAGCUGGAGAACUUUACGUUUUCUUAUAAUUUCUUCACUGGAGAGCCGCCGGUUUGCUUGUCGUUACGGGGAUUUGAUGACCGGAGGAAUUGCUUGCCGGCGAGACCUUUGCAGAGAAGUGCGGCGCAGUGCAAGUCUUUCUUGUCUAGGUCAGUGGAUUGUAGUUCGUUUAGAUGUGCUCCUUUCGUUCCUUUUCCGCCUUCCCCGCCGGUGGUUGUAACUUCACCGCCACCUCCUCCGGUUGUUGUAAUAUCACCGGUGCCACCUACCCCAAUUUACACUCCACCAGUCCCGUUACCUCCUCCACCCAUUUACACUCCUCAAUCCCCACCACCACCACCACCACCACCAUCUCCUCCUCCACCCGUAUACACUCCACAAUCACCUCCACCACCAACGCCUCCACCACCGGUUUUCUCACCUCCGCCCCCACCACCUAUAUACUCUCCCCCUCCUCCUCCUCCUUCCCCAUUACCACCGCCACCGAUUUAUUUUCCUUCCCCGCCACCGCCCUCACCUCCACCUCCUGCUCCACCAGUUAACUCUCCUCCACCUCCACCAUUUUACUAUCCACCGUCACCACCUCCACCUACACCAACAUAUUGUGUGAGGUCUCCACCACCCCCGCCACCACAUUCACCUCCACCACCACACUCUCCUCCACCACCAAUUUAUCCAUACUUAUCUCCGCCGCCGUCGCCACUUCCAGUUCACUAUCCACCACCACCCUCUCCUCCUCCAUGUAUAGAACCACCUCUAUCACCAUCACCACCUCCCCCAAUUUAUUACAAGCCACCCCCAUCACCUUCUCCUCCAUCACCACCAGUUCAUCACCAUUCUCCUCCACCGCCCAUUAUUUACGAAAGUCCGCCUCCACCAUUAUCGCCCCCACCAGCUCCAGUAUAUGAGGGGCCAUUGCCACCGGUAAUCGGAGUGCCGUACGCUUCACCUCCGCCACCACCUUUCUAUUGAUUCUUUUGAGAAUUUUCCUCCAAAAAAGAAGGUAAAGAAAAAGUCCAUCACUUCAUAUCAACUAUGGGAUCGAACUUUCCAUUGAAUGCCAUCGAAGGGUAAAAAUCCGAGAAAAAAACAGGGUAGAGAGAGAGAGAGGGGGGGGGGUUUAAGAGGAGAAAAUCUCUCCUAUAUUUAACUGAGAAUCGGCAUCAGGAUAUUUAGUAUCCGUCAAAUAAAGAAAAUUGCAGAGAAAGUCGUAUGUAUUGAGAUGAGAUCACCAUGAAUUCUACUUGUUUUCUUUUUAUUGUUUACUAUCAUAAUUUUGUAUUUUGAUAA